Molecule: messenger RNA, 2690 nt
Organism: Nomascus leucogenys (northern white-cheeked gibbon)
Lineage: Eukaryota; Metazoa; Chordata; Mammalia; Primates; Hylobatidae
Gene: RIN1
Product: Ras and Rab interactor 1
Biological process (GO): signal transduction; vesicle-mediated transport
Cellular component (GO): endocytic vesicle; cytosol
Molecular function (GO): small GTPase binding; guanyl-nucleotide exchange factor activity
Source: RefSeq, a predicted model, not a curated record
GUGGACACACAAGAGUUAACUGGCGGGUGUGACAGGCGGACCGCCCUCAGGAAGUGUUACUCACUGGGGAUGUGCGUGCCUUGCCUUGGGACUGGAUUCUCUUCCUGAAGCGAAGGAGCUCCCAGCCAUGGAAAGCCCUGGAGAGUCAGGCGCGGGCUCUCCUGGAGCCCCCAGCCCGUCCAGCUUCACUACUGGGCACCUGGCGAGAGAAAAGCCAGCCCAGGACCCACUGUAUGACGUGCCCAGUGCCAGCGGCGGGCAGGCAGGCGGGCCGCAGCGGCCAGGGCGCGUUGUGAGCCUGCGGGAGCGCCUGCUGCUCACCCGGCCCGUGUGGCUGCAGCUGCAAGCCAACGCAGCGGCCGCACUGCACAUGCUGAGGACCGAGCCCCCAGGGACGUUCCUCGUGCGGAAAUCUAACACCCGCCAGUGCCAGGCCCUGUGCAUGCGGUUGCCUGAAGCCAGCGGCCCCUCCUUCGUCUCCAGCCACUACAUCCUGGAGAGCCCUGGCGGCGUCUCCUUGGAGGGCUCGGAGCUCAUGUUCCCGGACCUAGUCCAGCUCAUCUGUGCCUACUGCCACACCCGGGACAUCCUUCUCCUCCCGCUGCAGCUCCCCAGAGCCAUCCACCGCGCAGCCACCCACAAAGAGCUGGAGGCCAUCUCACAUCUGGGCAUUGAGUUCUGGAGCUCCUCCCUCAACAUCAAGGCUCAGCGGGGCCCGGCUGGAGGCCCAGUGUUGCCCCAGCUGAAGGCCCGGUCCCCUCAAGAGCUGGACCAGGGCACCGGAGCCGCCUUGUGCUUCUUCAACCCCCUGUUCCCGGGGGACCUAGGGCCCACCAAGCGGGAGAAAUUCAAGAGAAGCUUCAAAGUGCGCGUGUCCACAGAGACCUCCAGCCCCCUGUCUCCACCUGCCGUGCCGCCUCCCCCCAUCCCCGUGCUGCCAGGGGCAGUCCCCAGCCAGACAGAGCGGCUACCCCCUUGCCAGCUGCCACGGAGGGAGAGCUCAGUGGGGUACCGCGUGCCAGCAGGCGGUGGCCCUAGCCUUCCGCCUAUGCCCUCCCUCCAGGAGGUGGACUGUGGCUCCCCCAGCAGCUCCGAGGAGGAGGGGGCGCCAGGGUCCCGGGGGAGCCCAGCGACCUCACCCCACCUGGGUCGCCGGCGGCCUCUACUUAGGUCCAUGAGCGCCGCCUUCUGCUCCCUACUGGCACCGGAACGGCAGGUGGGCCGGGCGGCGGCAGUACUGAUGCAGGACCGACACACAGCUGUGGGCCAGCUGGUGCAGGACCUACUGACCCAGGUGCGGGCCAGGCCCGAGCCCCAGGAGCUGCAGGGCAUCCGUCAGGCACUGAGCCGGGCCCGGGCCAUGCUGAGCGCGGAGCUGGGCCCUGAGAAGCUGCUGUCACCUAAGAGGCUGGAACAUGUCCUGGAGAAGUCAUUGCAUCGCUCUGUGCUCAAGCCUCUCCGGCCCAUCCUGGCAGCCCGCCUGCGGCGCCGGCUUGCCGCAGACGGCUCCCUGGGCCGCCUAGCUGAGGGCCUCCGCCUGGCCCGGGCCCAGGGCCCCGGAGCCUUCGGGUCCCACCUGAGCCUGCCCUCCCCAGUAGAGAUGGAGCAGGUGCGCCAGAAGCUGCUGCAGCUGCUCCGCACCUACUCACCCAGCGCCCAGGUCAAGCGGCUCCUGCAGGCCUGCAAGCUGCUCUACAUGGCCCUGAGGACCCAGGAAGGGGAGGGCGCGGGUGCCGACGAGUUCCUGCCUCUGCUGAGCCUCGUCUUGGCCCACUGUGACCUUCCUGAGCUGCUGCUAGAGACCGAGUACAUGUCGGAGCUGCUGGAGCCCAGCCUGCUCACCGGAGAGGGUGGCUACUACCUGACCAGCAUCUCUGCCAGCCUGGCCCUGCUGAGUGGCCUGGGUCAGGCCCACACCCUCCCACUGAGCCCCGCACAGGAGCUACGGCGCUCCCUCAGCCUCUGGGAGCAGCGCCGCUUGCCUGCCACCCACUGCUUCCAGCACCUCCUCCGAGUAGCCUAUCAGGAUCCCAGCAGUGGCUGCACCUCCAAGACCCUGGCCGUGCCCCCACAGGCCUCGAUCGCCACCCUCAACCAGCUCUGUGCCACCAAGUUCCGAGUGACCCAGCCCAACACUUUUGGCCUCUUCCUGUACAAGGAGCAGGGCUACCACCGCCUGCCCCCUGGAGCCCUGGCCCACAGGCUGCCCACCACUGGCUACCUUGUCUACCGCCGGGCAGAGUGGCCUGAGACCCAGGGGGCUGCGACAGAGGAAGAGGGCAGUGGGCAGUCAGAGGCAAGAAGCAGAGGGGAGGAGCAAGGGUGCCAGGGAGAUGGGGACGCUGGGGUCAAAGCCAGCCCCAGGGACAUUCGGGAACAGUCUGAGACAACUGCUGAAGGGGGCCAGGGUCAAGCCCGGGAAGGCCCUGCUCAGCCAGGGGAACCAGAGGCAGACGGAAGCCGGGCAGCAGAGGAGUAGCUUGAAGUGGCCAGAAGGGUCAUUCGGGGCGGGAGACCCUGAGCCUGCUGAGAAAUCCUUUUAGCGCCAGCAGCCCCACCCAGGGCCCUGUCCUGUGUCUGCCACCACCUUUGUCUGAUGCUCGUCUCCAGGGAAGCUGGGGGAACUGCCACAUCUGAGGAACUGGAAUAAAGAUGAGGGGGCUUGGGGGACCCCCAGACUGUGUGCCCAA